AUCAACAACCAACCGUCUCUUUUUCGCAGCUUCUGGUCUUUGUCUAUUCACGGACAAAAGCCCUCGCUGUCACCAGUCAUCGUCCCCCAUUUAGAAGGGAAAGGGCUUGCGAAGAGGAAAACGUGGGGGAAUAAUACUCAUAUUUUUUACAAGAAAGGAAACAAGAAACAGCGGCGCAAGGAGAAGGCCAUCAGAGGCGAUGAUGCUCCUCCUCCACCCCGCCGACGCGCGCUCCGCCCUGGCGGCGGCGGCGGCGGCCACGGCCUCCUAUCACGUCUCGAUCCCGCCAUGGGGCGGCGGGAGGAGAGGCGGGCGAGCGGCGUAUCGCCCCGUCUCGGCCCGUGCGGAUCCCUCUCCGAGUCCGCUCUCCGUCUCGCUGGAGGCCGCAUCCGCCGCCGCCGUGAAGGAGGGCAAGAAGCCCGCCGUCUGCACCGCCGACGAGCUGCACUACGUGCCGGUCCCGGGCACCGAGUGGAGGCUCGCCCUCUGGCGUUAUACCCCCUCCCCGGAGGCGCCGUCGAGGAAACAUCCCUUGAUGCUUUUGUCGGGGGUGGGGACGAACGCGAUUGGGUUUGAUCUCUCUCCUGGGGUUUCAUUUGCUCGUCACAUGUCUAGCCAAGGAUUUGAUACAUGGAUUGUGGAAGUUAGAGGUGCUGGGUUAAGUACACGUGUAACUGAAUCCAAGGCAAUUGAUCAGUCCUCCAGUAAACCUGUUAUAUGUAAUCCAAAUUUUGUUAACAAGUACAACUCAAAUGUUGAUACGCCUGUAGAGGAAUAUUCAAUUGUCAAAACUGGUCUAAUGCCAGAUUCUGAACUCUCCAUGAAAAAUGGAAACAAGACAGAUUUAGUUCCUUGGGAUGAAUCACAAUUAGUAACAAGUCUAACAGCUACUUUGAUGCAUUUGGCUGAAAGGCUUUCGGGUUAUCUAAAUGAAGGUCAAUUAAGGGUUGUCUCCGCUAAAUUCUUUGAUCGGAUUUCAAAACUUCUGGAAGAUGCUCGAUUAUCUGAACGGUUUAAUGAGAUCACAGACAAAAUUUCAGGUUUGUUAGAAGCAAGGCAAAAUUCUUCUGUUGCUGGCCAAAUCAGAGAUCUAAGUCAACGACUUGUAAAUAUUAUUGAGGAAGGUCAACGAUCUGUUUCACCGCAACUGUUUGACUUGCAAGAGCGCCUUUCAGCAACCAUUGAAGAUUUCCAGAAACAGCUGGAUCUGAUUGUUACAUAUGAUUGGGACUUUGAUCACUACCUGGAAGAGGAUGUUCCUGCUGCGAUGGAAUAUAUAAAGCUUCAGAGCAAUGCAAAGGAUGGAAAAUUGCUUGCAAUUGGUCACUCCAUGGGGGGAAUAUUGUUGUAUGCAAUGCUGUCAAAAUAUGGUUUUGAAGGAGUACAAUCUGGAUUGGGAGCAGUUGUUACAUUAGCAUCAUCUGUUGACUAUACAUCAUCUAGAUCUUCACUCAAGUUGUUAUUGCCUCUUGCUGAUCCUGCACAGGCUCUAAAUGUUCCUGUUGUCCCAUUAGGAGCAUUACUUGCAGCUGCUUAUCCUUUAUCAUGUCGUCCACCAUAUGUUUUGUCAUGGCUCAAUCCUCAAAUUUCAGCACAGGACAUGAUGCAUCCUGAAUUGUUUGCAAAGCUUGUCUUAAAUAACUUUUGUACUGUACCUGCCAAGGUUCUCCUACAGCUGACGACUGCUUUCCGUGAUGGAGGGCUAUGUAACAGAACUGGCACUUUUUUUUACAAGGAUCAUCUGCAUAAAUGCAAUGUUCCCGUCCUGGCAUUGGCAGGAGACCAGGAUUUGAUUUGCCCUCCUGAAGCUGUGAAUGAAACUGUCAAACUCAUCCCUCAGCAUAUGGUCACAUGCAAAAUAUUUGGAAAAACAGAUGGCCCACAUUAUGCUCACUAUGAUUUGGUGGGCGGGCGGCUGGCAAUUGAUGAAGUCUAUCCCUGCAUUAUAGAGUUUCUUUCUCAGCAUGACAAGCUAUCGUUGUCUUGAGAUUUGCGUGGAACUCAGAGACCGCAAUUCCUGCGUUGAUCCAAUCGGGUGCCCUUUCAUAUUUUUUGACACAUUUAGGGUUUCUCAUCAUUGGAGGAUUGGGAUAAAGGUUGGUGAUUCUGAUACCUUGACCUAUGUAUCAGACUGACAUCCUUGAAUGGGUAACACUAGUGGUAAAGAACAUUAAUUCUCUAGGUGCCCGCAUAUUAUGACAUACGUUUCAUAUGUCCUGGAAAUUUGUUGGUCACAGACCGCCCAGUAAAUUGUUUCUAUUGCUUCUGUAGAUGUCUUGUAUAUGGUUACAAAAAAAAAGUAUGGAAACAGGACUGCAAUAAUGCGGUUGGAGUCCAUGUCUUGCAUAAAGAAGACAAUCCAUGCAAUGGUUUAUCUUUUCUCUUUUUUAUUUCCUCUA
Messenger RNA from Phoenix dactylifera (date palm), 2399 nucleotides. RefSeq names its product alpha/beta hydrolase family protein. Lineage: Eukaryota; Viridiplantae; Streptophyta; Magnoliopsida; Arecales; Arecaceae. The record is from RefSeq and is a predicted model, not a curated record.